This is a messenger RNA of Dentiscutata erythropus, 296 nucleotides long. The record is from the annotation of a GenBank genome assembly. Lineage: Eukaryota; Fungi; Glomeromycota; Glomeromycetes; Diversisporales; Gigasporaceae.
CUGAGGCUAAGGCACUUGUUGGUAUUAUAUCAACAUUACAGGGAACAAAGGAAAAAGGCAAAUGCCACAGUUUAGACAAUUGGUUCGAUCAGUUUUUGGAAUCAUCUAUAAGUGAUCAAAGACUUGAAGGGAUAUCACGUUUUCUGGAACUAAAAAUAUUCAAAACUGGACUUGGAGAUCUUUCUUUAUUUAUUGUAUUAGAAUACAGGCAUAUGAUGAAAGUGAUACCUUUCAUUCUUAAAGGUCUUUUUGAACAAAAAAAAAAUGAAUUGCUUGUUCAAAUAUUUGUUGAAUAG